Oikopleura dioica is the source of this 2418-nucleotide messenger RNA. NCBI's taxonomy places the organism in Eukaryota, Metazoa, Chordata, Appendicularia, Copelata, Oikopleuridae. The record is from the annotation of a GenBank genome assembly.
AUGGGUACAGCGUUUCACUUUUCUUCCUUUCAGAGAGCCAGCUUUAUCCUCAACAAGGUCACAAAAAUAUGUUUCGACGAAAGUGACCAAAUCAAGCCACAGACGCACUGCCUUGAUUUAGCGGGAAGCGGUGAGAUUCUCCCUCAUGUUGAUUCCGUAAAAUUCGUCGGACGUGGCCUGGCUACCAUUUCUCUCCUCUCAGACUCAAUUUUGCGCUUUCGACGAGUCAACAACCCCGACGAUUUCGUGGACAUUCUCGAUGAUGUCGAUGUCAAUAUGAAAUCGGUUUGUCAAUUCGUCCUUUUCGCUAUUUUCCAGACAGAAUGUGUGAGCCAAGAGAACUCAUGCCGCGAUCUCGAGUGGAAAUCGGCAAAACAAAUGGAAAAGUCUCUUUAUUUGGAACCCACUGGUAACGAGUUUUCACUAAAAUGCAAGAUCGAUACCAAAACUGACAGUGAAAACGCUAUUCUAUGGUUCCAGCUCCUCGAGGAUAGAAUAACUUCGGACGAUGUAACCCUCGAAAGUCUUAACAAAAAUCUUAAUGGCAGCAAAGAAAUGAGCACUGCUGCGUUCGAUAACUUCCAGAGAAAAUUCGGCAGCCAGCUUUACCCAUUGCCGACAGAGCGAAAAACAACGCGUAUAAAAAACUCGAGGCGUGACGAUCUCAUCUCUUUUUCCAAGAAUGGACAACGCAUCAAAUUUCAGCCGAUUCAAGAGAGCCUCAACGGGUUUUAUACAUGCAUGUACGCGGAGGCAUGCGCCGACGGCUCCUCAAAAGUUAUCAUUGGAAAAACGUUCCAGGUAAACGGUGUGGAUCAGCCCCAAUCUCUGCCAAAAAUCAAGGAUGGCCGGCAUGAAGUUCUUAGAAUCGAAGAAGGAGCCGAUCAUCGUGUUGUGUGUCAGGCGUUUUCAGACAGCGUCGUCAACUAUCAAUGGCUUGUUCAACAUCCUGUCAAAGAAGAAGGAAAAAUGCCUUCUUGGGACAGAUAUCAACCGCCAAUCGAAGAGACAAAUCCUAUUGACAAGCAUUUGACUGGCGCGGACGCUGUCUACGAGGAAAAAUGGACUCUCCCGAGUGUAUCACUUGCUCUGAACGGGACGCGUUACAAGUGCAUCGUUACGAAUUACCAUGGAAACACGGAGAAGACCUAUAUCGUCAUCGUGGAAAAGUCGCAGCUAUCCGAAAUCGUUCUCGGAGUUGCAGCUGCUGUUUUCGGCGUCUUUCUUAUCUGCUUUGUCGUCAGUUCUAUUUUGAGACGUCACAAACAAGGGUUGAAAAGCUAUCACUACAAAGACGGUGAACUGUGGAAUACCGGCGCCGUAGAAAUAAAUCCUAUGCUGCCGAUGCCAGACGGUCGGACUGAUGGUUUCUUCGGGCCCAAUUUCCGAAUUCCCCAACCUUACCAGCCUUACAGUACUGGCACGAUGAGCUCGAACAUUUUUCAUCAUGUGCCGGAGCAUUUGAAAUUAGAGCGCAUUAAAAUCACUCUUGGCCCGCUACUUGGCACUGGCCACUUCGGAAUUGUCUACAAAGCGGAAAUGCUCGAAGACGACCAAAAAGUUUUCCCUGUUGCUGUCAAGACGCUCAAAGCGGAACAUAACUCGGAAACGAAAACCAAGCUACAAGACGAUUUGAUUAGCGAGUUCGUUUCGAUGCAGCAGUACGGUAAUCACGACAAUCUGGUGAGGCUCAUCGGUAUUUGUUGCACUCACGCGCCGUACUGGCUCGUAAUGGAAUACUGCGAAAAUGGCAACCUGAGAGACUAUCUCAGAGAGAAAAAGAUCGAACCGGGCAAGCUGCUCGAGGAUCGUCCCAGGGUUGAUCUAGAGACUAAUUUUGAACGUGACCUUACCAAGAUGGAUCUGAUAUCCGCUUCCCGGCAAAUCGCGCUCGGCAUGAAGUACCUCUCGGAACAGCAGAGUUUCAUCCAUCGCGAUCUCGCCGCGCGGAAUAUUCUAGUCACUGCUAAUUUUACCAUGAAGAUAUCCGAUUUUGGCCUGGCCAGACGGGACAUUACAGAUGAGAAUUAUUACCGAUUGACGACAGCCUCGGAAGAGCCAAAGCGAAACAAUCUGAUGAUGCCCUGGCGGUGGAUGUCACUCGAGACAUACGAGAAGAAGGUGUACACUCAAGCAAGCGAUGUUUGGUCGUAUGGAGUCGUUCUUUGGGAGAUCUUCACAUUCGGCGAGACCCCUUACUGCGCCCUAGACACUGACGAGAUUUUAGCUUUCUUGCAAAAGGGCAAGCGCCUGGAGAAGCCACACCACGCUUCCGCUGAACUGUACCAAUUAAUGCUUGACUGCUGGCAUCAAAAUCCACAAAAAAGACCUCAUUUCAGGACGCUAGUGGAGGACACAGAGAAGAUGAUGAUUGAUUCUGGCGUCGAAGACGACUAUCUCGACCUCACGAGUGGAUGA